This is a messenger RNA of Bacillus rossius redtenbacheri, 1579 nucleotides long. Its product is annotated as tight junction-associated protein 1. The transcript is spliced from 7 exons. The coding region runs from base 288 to 1346 and encodes 352 amino acids. Lineage: Eukaryota; Metazoa; Arthropoda; Insecta; Phasmatodea; Bacillidae. The record is from RefSeq and is a predicted model, not a curated record.
CUCCCUUUAGUUACUCUAUGAGCCUCAGUGUUUUGACACGUUGAGCGAAUUGAAAGAUCAAAAUAACUCAAAACGAAAUGAAGAUUUAUAGAUUUCAUUGUAAGAUAAUUACAAUUUGUUUGGUGUAAAAACUUCUGCGUUAUUUCAUGAUAAUAUUUCUACUUUGUUUUAGUGUGGUCCUUAUGGUUUGUUGUAUCCAUUAAGGGCAUGACGUCUCGGGUUAGGUUGUUUGGUAACUGGAGGUAUGAUAAACAGUGUGUGACUAAGAAAGUUGUCCCAACCAUACAAUGGCACAAGGAUCUUCGGCUUGCAAGGAGUGUGGCUGGUCGCGUCAGAACUGCUGCGAGCACUCCAACCUGCAUCUGCACGUCGAGAUAGAGAACCUGAAGCAGAAACUGCUGGAGCGUGAGCACCACAUCGUCACCAUGGAGACCAACUUUCUGUCCGAGGCCGACAAGUUUCCUGACGGUGAAUAUGCAGCACUCACUGAGGAGCUGCUCACUUGGCAGGAGAAGUACUCCCGAUUGUAUGAGUCUCACAAACGUGUGCAGAAGGUAAACCAGAAUUUGGAAGACAAGUUACUUAAAAUUGUGGAUAAGUGUGAAACAGAGAAGGCUGCAUUAACUCGUGAUGUGUCCAAUUUAACUCAGAAGCUUGUUGAUGCUGAAGAAAAAGUUUGCCAAUUAAAAGAAGAAAAUGAACGAUAUAGGAAUGACGUUAAUCUUGCAAUACAGUUGCUCCAGUGCAAACCAGCCAACUUUGUCUCCCAGAAGUAUGACACGUUGCCGGCAGACCUGCAGCAGAAGGUGCGGCUGUACGUGAGCAGCAAGCGGCGGUCCAGCGACGCCAACGGCACGCACAAGCAGCCGGAGCUGAAGACUAUCAAGGUGCCCAUCCCCACCUUCCCGCCCACCGCCAUGGUGUACAGCGUCAACAAGGAGCUGUCGGAGAAGGAAGAGGACGCGGAGAAGGGCGGGCCGGAGCGCAGGCCUGUGGACAUCGUGUCGGCAGCCAUCAUGGCCAAGGUGCUGGAGGAGCGGGAGCGGGAACGCCUGCGCACCAAGCACUGCGCCAGCUGCACGUGCCCGCGCCGGCCCGGCCCGUGCAAGGCCACGCAGACGCGGGAGCAGCCGCCCCCCGUCGCCGUCGCUACCGGGCCGCGGCCGUGCUCGCUCCGGCUGCAGGCGGGCUCCAGCAACAUCCUGCUGGACAACGCCACGAGCUACGCCCCCGUGCUGUACACGGGCCGCCGCCGCGACGACGCGGGCGUGCUGGUGCACUGCCCCCGCUCCCGCUCCCACUCCUCGGGCAGCGGCAGCGACUCCCCCGCCGAGACACAGAUCUGAACAGUCUUCCUCGCGAGCCCCCCCCCCAGAACAUUUUUUUACCAAAUGUUACCAAAAAAAAUGUUAUUUUUGAUGUAUUUGGAAUUGUUCCUUAUGUGAAGUAUUUGCUCACUAGUCUCGAGGAACUGGUUGUUGAUAUUGUGUGUUUUAAGAAUUAAAGUACAAAAAAAUGGAAUACUUUCAUCUGUAGUCAGUUUCCAGUAGAGCUACAAUUUAAAUAUACCUGUAUAAAU